AUGUCGGCUUUGUUUGCAGCCUUUGUCACCUGGCAACUCCUGGCGCAGCCUGCUUCGGCCGCGGCACCAGGUGCGCUGUCAAUUAGGGACCAGGCCGGCUUCAUCGAGUCCCGGCAUUGCGUGAGCGACGCCUUCAUCAUCUGGGACCGUGGCGGUCUCUGGAACGGCGCGUUGAAAUGCAGCAAAGACGAGUCUGGCAAGCACACCGUCGAUAUCCAGAGCGCGCAGCUGCUCUACAAUGCCUAUUGUGCUACUGCCGUGACGGCUCCGUGUGCGGGCUAUACUCCUGUACAGGUCGCAGUGACGCUUCCCACGACGGCCCCUGCGACUUUGUCCAUCUGGUCCGCAGACAACCACUUCAGCGAUGCUCGUUCAUGCGUUACCGGCGCCUUUGUCAACUGGGGUAGAGGAGGCCUUUAG
This is a messenger RNA of Lasiosphaeria miniovina, 420 nucleotides long. RefSeq lists its product as uncharacterized. The transcript is spliced from 2 exons. NCBI's taxonomy places the organism in Eukaryota, Fungi, Ascomycota, Sordariomycetes, Sordariales, Lasiosphaeriaceae. The record is from RefSeq and is a predicted model, not a curated record. The coding region runs from base 1 to 420 and encodes 139 amino acids.